This is a messenger RNA of Pisolithus orientalis, 377 nucleotides long. RefSeq lists its product as uncharacterized. NCBI's taxonomy places the organism in Eukaryota, Fungi, Basidiomycota, Agaricomycetes, Boletales, Pisolithaceae. The transcript is spliced from 2 exons. The annotation marks the transcript as partial. The record is from RefSeq and is a predicted model, not a curated record.
UUUUUUUUCAUUCUUGCUGGGCGCUUCUGCAGUGUUCUUCUCCGGCGUCGCGGCAGGGCCUCCGAAAGUUCUUGUUUGUCUUGGUAUUUCAUACUUGUUCCCUUCGCUGUUGCCGUGACGAGUCGUCAGCUCGACAAGACCGCGAGGGGGCGUUCCGAUCUGAAUCGUAUCACACAUAUUAUAAUUGGUUUCGCAUCGUAGUCUUUCGUCUUCUUCUUGGACACAUACGACCCACGCAUCCACAUCUUUCUCUGCAUACCUUACAGACUCAGUCGACUCGCACAGGACGUGUGAUAGGGCCCAUCCCUUAUCCCGCGUGGUUUAUCAUAGACUCGCAUUGGUGACAGACAUACACGAUAGCACACCCGCCAGCAUGU